GGCCGCCCCCGGUGUUCCCAACUUCUCGCAAUGAACUGUUGACGGAAAAAACAGUCACGAAGGCGGUCGAAUAUUUCUGCCAUUCAUUCGUGGCCUCCGACUCACGGUGAAACCUUUCCACGAGAAGAAGGAGAGUGCGUGCGUAGCCACGUUGCAUCAGGCCACAACACAGGCCAGUCGGUGCUGUGAUGUCCUCGACCCCCAGCAGACUCAAACACCCACACUGCAGGAAGAAGCACUAUCCGAGCAGCACCUACCUCACCCACGUCUGACAGCCGACCGCCGGACUCGAGGCCUUUUCUUUUUUGGAGACGCCAGGUAGAGGACUUGACGGGAAGAGAUCGAGAAACCCCCGAGAAGAGAGAUGUCCGACUCGGCCGGCAGCGGCGAAGGCGUCGGCGGCGUGGCGGGCACGGGGCCGGACGCAGAAGCGGACAGCGAGCCCCCCCAUCAGGCGCCGGGUCCCUCCGAAGGUGACCAGUUGGAGGUGGACGUGACCUCGGAGCCUUUGUCUGCCAAGCGGCCCAAGAUGAGCGAGGAGGAACAGAGGCUGGAGCCCGGCGCCGUGUGUGGAGAAACACCGGCGGAGACGGGAUCGCUGCAGGACGAUCCAGCCCCGCCAGAACUAAGGACGGGGGAACCACUGCAGUGUGAGGAAGAGGAGCCCGUGAGUGGAGAGCACGAUGGCCCCUUAGGAGGAGGAGAGACAACGCCAGAGGAGGAGGAGGAGGAGGAGGAGGAGGACGAUAACGGAGCUGCAGAAAGCCCCAGUGAAGGACAGCGCCUGGGCCUAGAUUUUACCCAGAAUCCCCAGAUGCUGACCGGUGCCUGGACGGAGUACUCCAACCUCCCAGAGAAUUACCUCAAAGGCUGCAAAUGGGCUCCGGAUGGUUCCUGCAUCCUGACCAACAGUGCAGACAAUGUGCUCCGAGUGUACAACCUCCCCCCAGAGAUCUACAGCUACAACUGGGACGCGCUCCCUGAGAUGAGUCCGGUGCUGAGGAUGGCGGAGGGGGACACCGUGUACGACUACUGCUGGUACCCCAAGAUGAGCUCGCUGGACGCGGACACGUGCUUUCUAGCCAGCAGCAGCCGGGACAACCCGAUCCACGUGUGGGACGCGUUCCACGGGGAGGUGCGAGCCAGUUUCCGACCCUACAACCACCUGGACGAGCUGACGGCGGCCCACUCGCUCUGCUUCUCGCCCGACGGAGCGCGGCUCUACUGCGGCUUCGACAAGACGGUCCGGAUCUUCUACACCGACCGCCCGGGGAGGGACUGCGAGGAGCGGCCCACCGUAGUGAAGAAGCAGGGCCAGGGCGGCAUCAUCUCGUGCUUCGGCUUCAGCCCCUGCCAGACGGUUUACGCCUGCGGCUCGUACUCCCGCUGCGCCGGCCUCUACUCCUGCCAGGACGGCUCCCUGCUGGCCCUGCUGCCCACCCGGCACCACGGAGGCCUCACCCACCUGCUCUUCUCCCCCGACGGCAACUACCUGUACACCGGCGGGCGCAAGGAUCCAGAGAUCCUGUGCUGGGACAUCAGGGAGCUGAGCAAGGUUGUGUUUUCACUCGAGAGGAACGUGGCCACGAACCAACGCAUCUACUUCGAUCUGGACCCGUCGGGCAGGUACCUGCUGAGUGGCGAUACGGAGAGGGUGGUGUCUGUGUGGGACACCCAGACGGCUCCACCCGAUGGCACCGAGGAGCUACUGCAGCCUGAGCUCAGGUUCCAGGCCCAUGGGGACUGCACCAACGGCAUCAGUAUUCAUCCCUUCAUGCCGCUGUUGGCGACGUCCGGCGGGCAGCGGCAGUUCCCGUCGCCCGGCGACAGCGAGGGCGACUCGGCCUCCGGCGGCGAGGGAGGGGACGCCGCGGCGUCGCCUCAGAAGAGCCGGCGGGACAACUCCCUGAGCCUGUGGUGGGCCGGGCCGCUCGGCCCCGCCCCCGAGGGGAGCCGGGAGCCGCCCGAAGCUCCGCCCCCCCAGACGGCCGACACGCGUUGAGUGACGCAUGCCGCGUGAUAUUUACUUUGGGAAUGCUUUGUACGGAUAAAGCUCUCUUUAUUUUUGUGUCCGUUUGGUCAUCAGCAACAUGAAUCCCUGGAGUGUCAAAGACAUUCUGGGUCAUUUUUAAACAUUUACAGUGCGAGUAACUCAAUUCUUAACAUAUCAGCUGCAGGUUUACAACUUCUCCCGACUCAAAGCCCAGAUCAAAUCAAAAGGGUUCGUGCAGAGCGGGUUGUCAGGGUUCCGUGUGCGACGCCUUCGUUGUUGUGACUCCAGUUGGGUAAAUAAGAAGUGGAGCUUCAAGCCAGUCAGGCUGCCCUGGAGAUGCCCGACUGCUUCCUGACAGGAAGUGACACGUGUUCUUGACCUUUUUGCUUUUUGUAAACUGAGGGGCUCAUCCUGGUUUUUUUUGUGGUUUUUUUUUACCCGUUAGAUGCCCCAAGUGUCCAGUGCAUGCCCACAGAUGUAUAUUUUUAUAAAGCCGUGAUGAUCAUUCCAAUGUGUGUAAACUCUGUAAGCAGCUCGCUUGAUUUCCGUAACCUCAUAACAAUCCGAAAGUCCAAAACGAGGGACGUCUAUUGUUUUAUUUUCCGUGCAGCACCGUGUGUGUGUGUGUGUGUGUCUCAGUGCGUUCACACUGUCCUGCAGUGAUCGUUGUGUGUUGUUGCUCCGGAGCCGCCGCUCAGCCACGUUGCCAAGCAAUCGCCGCUAUGACUCGGCAGCCGCCAUCGAACAAUACCGGUCCGCACGACCGGGAAGCAUUCAGAACCACGCAGGCCGCCGUCACGUGACCUGCGUCUGCUACAUGUGGCGUUUUGGGGGCUUCUUUUGUAUUCAAGCUGCAGUGGAUUAAAAGCGUUUCUCUUUA
Messenger RNA from Pseudoliparis swirei, 2873 nucleotides. It is a transcript of the gene wrap53, whose product is annotated as WD repeat containing, antisense to TP53. Gene Ontology annotation, biological process: Cajal body organization. The transcript has 11 exons. Gene Ontology annotation, molecular function: protein binding; RNA binding. The record is from RefSeq and is a predicted model, not a curated record. Gene Ontology annotation, cellular component: Cajal body. Bases 365 to 2002 code for a protein of 545 amino acids. NCBI's taxonomy places the organism in Eukaryota, Metazoa, Chordata, Actinopteri, Perciformes, Liparidae.